AUUGUGAUAUGUUUUUUUGGCUUAUAGGAUUAUUCAAUUAGCUACUGAUAGUAACAUAGGAAAACAGGGAAAAGAAUGAAAUUUUAAUGUAAUAUUCAUCGUGAAGAUUCAAAACAACACAACAUUAGCUGAAUAUUAUGGAACAAAGGACACAAUAAUGAAUAUAUAACUAAUUUGAUUGCUAGUGUCAAGCAGCUGCUUGGCGAGUUGAAAAAAUAUAAAAAUGCCUGAGACAAAUUGCAAAGAGACGAAUACGAAUGAUAGUAUUGAUCCACAAAAACAUUUUGAUUGUGAUAUUAAAUCUGCAAUAAAGUCCAAACAUAAAAAGCAUAACAAUAUAGAAGUCGGGGAAAGCUCAACCGAAAAAGAAAUGGAUGUAAAUUUGCCUCCUGAGGAGGAAGAAGGAAACGUGGAGUACAAGUUGAAGCUCCUGAAUCCAACUGCUUUUCGAAUAGAACAUCUGAUAACACAAAUGAAAUGGAGGCUGCAGGAAGGACAGGGAGAAGCAAUUUAUAAAAUAGGAGUUGAAGACAAUGGUAUUUGUGCUGGAUUGACUAGUGAUGAAAUGAAACAAACCAGGGAAACGUUGAAUCAAAAUGGCCGUCAAGGUAAAAUUUCAGAAAAAAUGAUGUUGGGUGCCGAUCUUUCAGUGCUUCGUGAGAGAGAAGUUGAUUGCGAAGCUCUCGGAGAGAAGACUAUCGCUGAAGUUCUCGUUAGAAAAGUUCUCGAUCCCCACCAGUUUCUUGACCUUCGUGUCUCUGUGCUUGGAAAUGCAGAUGCUGGAAAAUCUACACUUCUUGGUGUAUUGACUCAAGGUCAACUUGAUAAUGGACGUGGAGAAGCAAGACUGAAUUUAUUUCGACAUCUCCAUGAAAUUCAAACUGGAAGGACAUCUUGCAUUAGCCAUGAGAUCCUUGGCUUUAGCAGCAAAGGAGAGGUUAAUCAUUUCAAUGAAUCUAGAACUGCCGAAGACAUUUGUGAAAAUGCUUCAAAAAUCGUUACCUUCAUUGAUUUAGCUGGACAUCACAAGUACCUUAGAACCACUGUGUUUGGUUUGACAUCUCAUUUUCCAGAUUUUGCCAUGCUGGUCAUCAGUGCAAAUCGAGGAAUAGUUGGAACAACACGAGAACAUUUAGGAUUUGCAUUAGCGCUUGGUGUUCCUACAUUUGCCGUUGUUACAAAAACUGAUCUAUGCCCUCCAUUUGUUGUCGAUCGAGCUUGCAAACAACUAGAAAGAUUACUGACCUCACCGGGAAGCGGAAAAAUACCUUUUCAGGUGAAUACUGAAGAUGAUGCCUACACUGUUGCACAGAAUAUGAUUGGAGACAAAUCCAAAGUUGUUCCAAUAUUUCGAGUUUCAAGUGUAAGUGGAGACGGACUUGAGCUUCUAAAAAGGUUUUUGAAUGUUUUGCCACCACAGAAAAAUGCUAGAGAACAAGCUAAAUUGAUGGAAAAACCUACAGAGUUUCAGGUUGACCAGUUUUUCUCUGUGCCUGAUGUUGGUCCAGUUGUGGCUGGGUCAAUGCUUCGAGGCACCAUAAAGGAGGAUGAAGAACUAUUGAUGGGUCCUACUACAACAGGAAAGUUCAAACCUGUUACGAUAACAUCUAUACGAAGGAAUCGUGCUCCAUGUAGGGUUGCCAAAGCAGGUCAAGGUGCUUCAUUAUCACUCGAUGGCAUGACAAAAGACAGCAUCAGAAAGGGUAUGGUCAUUAUCAGUUCUGAUGUUGAACCUCGUUGUUAUGCUGCGUUUGAUGCCACUGUUUGCCUAUUAUAUCAUCCCAUGUCUCAACUACAGAAGGGUUUUCAAACCACUGUGCAUGUAGGAAGUGUCUGCAGAACUGCCAUCAUCGAAACUAUUCAUAACGAUAAGGAAUCAAUAAGCACCAAUGAACAAGCUACAGUUACCUUCAGAUUCUUUUCUGCACCUGAAUAUCUGAGAAUAGGUUCAACUUUAAUCUUCCGUGAGCAGGCAACAAAAGGUAUUGGCCAAAUUACCAAGCUCCACUCAUAUGAUUCGGAGCAGCCGAAUUUAGCUGUAUUUCGCCGAAAGUCAAUGUCAGUCUCCCCACCUGCGUCACCUCGCCAUCUGUACUCUGGCAUCUCUGGGGCUAUGCUUUUAUCCCCAGGAUGUCAAGCUUCUCUCAUGUAACACCGAGCUUGAUUAAGCAUGGGAGUGUAAUUGAAUUGUUUUAACUACAUCUCUUGCUUAAUCAGGAGUUGUGACGCGAUAAACUUUCAAAAUUGACUGUCAUACUAUUGAAAUUAUCUAUCUUAGCUUAUUUAGAACCUUUUGCUGUGUGAUUUCUAUAGACUUUUAAAUGCUUUUAUUAUUACUAUCAAGAUAUUCUAUAUGAUAAUGUUCGAGUUUGUUUGCAACUUUUAGUGUAUAUUUAUUUAAUGUGGUGUGUUGUAUUAUAAAUAGCGGUAUUCUGUAUAGCUUCUGUUUUGUGGCCUUACUGCACUAAUAAUAUGUACUCAUUGUAAUUAUUUGAAGGUCAAAUUUAUUUUUAUACUCUGAUUUGGUUGAAGUAUAUUUGUUAUAUAUAUACAUGUUGAUUGGCAUUGUACCAAUUGGUUUUAAGAAAUUAGACAUGAAUUAUAUCGAAAUAUGUAGUAUAAAUUCAAACUUGUAGAAUGAUUUUCUCUUGGCCUAAAAUAAACUAUGGUAAGAUUUUUGAGUAAAAAUUAGAGAAAUUUCGAUUUGGAUAGUUGAGUUCAAUUUGUUUUAAAAUCUUAAAAUGGAGCUCAUCUAAAAUAUUGAAUUUGCAUGCAAUAACCAGAUUGUUUAUGGUUUCCAUAUAAAUCAAACAUCUUAUCGCAUGUCUCUGGAUAGAUAUUACAUUUUGUGGUAAAGGAUUAAAUGUAUCUUGAAUGGAAUUUUUUUCAUUUGAGAGCAGCUAAACAUAGAAGGAUAGAUGAAUGUAUGUUGGAUGUGUGACUCUUUUUAUAGUUGUAAAUUUGCUUUCAGCACGCUAGUUUUUUUUUUCACAGCCACACAUGCACUUGCUUUACUGCCGCUUUGUAUAUAAGCAUAUAUUUUUGUGUAUUUUCAUUGUAAAAAUAAUGUAAAAUUAAGGUGUAUUCUUAGUAUGAACGAAGAGUAGGAUUGAUUGAAUUGCGUGAUUGGGAAGCAAAACUUCUUUAUCAUAUUUGAGCAACAUUUUGUGAAUAAAGAUGACCGGAAACAAAGUGGGCCCUUUGGUUUUCCAUUGACCAACCUUUCUUUUACUGAGUAGUGAGUAGUACAGGUUUAUGAAUUUUUGUAAGAUGAGAUGUUGUGAAUAAUUAAUGUACUAGGCCUACCUGACAUUUAGUUGAAUUCGUUUGUUUUUCAUAGAUCAAUUACAAGCAACAGUUGAUUUUUCAUGUGCAUGUUUAUAGUACCACUUGUGAGGUAUUUCAUGACAUUCGUUCUAAAUUUGAUUCAAUUGUAUUUUUCGAAUAAAUUACACUAAAUUCAAGAAAAAA
Molecule: messenger RNA, 3471 nt
Organism: Styela clava
Lineage: Eukaryota; Metazoa; Chordata; Ascidiacea; Stolidobranchia; Styelidae
Source: RefSeq, a predicted model, not a curated record